This is a messenger RNA of Myotis myotis, 3971 nucleotides long. RefSeq names its product neurofilament heavy (gene NEFH). Gene Ontology annotation, biological process: axon development. NCBI's taxonomy places the organism in Eukaryota, Metazoa, Chordata, Mammalia, Chiroptera, Vespertilionidae. The record is from RefSeq and is a predicted model, not a curated record. Gene Ontology annotation, cellular component: axon; neurofilament. Gene Ontology annotation, molecular function: structural constituent of postsynaptic intermediate filament cytoskeleton. The transcript has 4 exons. Bases 68 to 2818 code for a protein of 916 amino acids.
UGCCACCCGCCCCGUCCCAGCGCCAGGCGCCCGCUCCACCAGCUCCACUCCCGGACCUGCUCCAGCCAUGAUGAGCUUCGGCGGCGCCGACGCGCUGCUGGGCGCCCCGUUCGCGUCGCUGCACGGAGGCAGCAGCCUGCACUACGCGCUGGCUCGGAAGGGCGGCGCGGGCGGCGCGCGCUCGGCCGCCGGCUCGUCGAGCGGUUUCCACUCGUGGGCGCGGACGUCCGUGAGCUCCGUGUCGGCCUCGCCGAGCCGUUUCCGCGGCGGCGCGGCCGUCGCCUCGAGCACCGACUCGCUGGACACGCUGAGCAACGGGCCGGAGGGCGGCGUGAUGGCGGUGGCGGCGCGCAGCGAGAAGGAGCAGCUGCAGGUGCUGAACGACCGCUUCGCCGGCUACAUCGACAAGGUGCGGCAGCUGGAGGCGCACAACCGCAGCCUGGAGGGCGAGGCGGCGGCGCUGCGGCAGCAGCAGGCGGGCCGCGCGGCCAUGGGCGAGCUGUACGAGCGCGAGGUGCGGGAGAUGCGCGGCGUCGUGCUGCGCCUGGGCGCGGCGCGCGGCCAGCUGCGCCUGGAGCAGGAGCACCUGCUGGAGGACAUCGCGCACGUGCGCCAGCGCCUGGACGACGAGGCGCGGCAGCGGGAGGAGGCCGAGGCGGCGGCGCGCGCGCUCGCCCGCUUUGCGCAGGAGGCCGAGGCGGCGCGCGCCGAGCUGCAGAAGAAGGUGCAGUCCCUGCAGGAGGAGUGCGGCUACCUGCGGCGCCACCACCAGGAGGAGGUGGCCGAGCUGCUCAGCCAGCUCCAGGGCUGCGGCGCGGCGCAGGCCCAGGCCCAGGCCGACGCGCGCGACGCCCUCAAGUGCGACGUGACGUCCGCGCUGCGCGAGAUUCGCGCUCAGCUCGAAGGCCACACGGUGCAAAGCACGUUGCAGUCCGAGGAGUGGUUCCGAGUGAGGCUAGACCGACUGUCAGAGGCAGCCAAGGUGAACACAGAUGCCAUGCGCUCAGCACAGGAGGAGAUAAGUGAGUACCGGCGCCAGUUGCAGUCCAGGACCACAGAGCUGGAGGCACUCAAAAGCACCAAGGACUCGCUGGAGAGGCAGCGCUCUGAGCUGGAGGACCGUCAUCAAACCGACAUCGCCUCCUACCAGGACGCUAUCCAGCAGCUGGACGCUGAGCUGAGGAACACCAAGUGGGAGAUGGCAGCCCAGCUCCGCGAGUAUCAGGACUUGCUCAAUGUCAAGAUGGCUCUGGAUAUUGAGAUUGCGGCUUACAGAAAACUCCUGGAGGGUGAAGAGUGUCGGAUUGGCUUUGGCCCGAGUCCCUUCUCCCUUCCAGAGGGACUCCCUAAAAUGCCUUCCACGGCCACUCACAUAAAGGUCAAAAGUGAAGAGAAGAUCAGGGUGGUAGAAAAGUCAGAGAAGGAAACCGUGAUCGUGGAGGAACAGACAGAGGAGAUACAAGUGACCGAAGAAGUGACUGAGGAAGAGGAGAAAGAGACCAAAGAGGAGGAGGGCGAGGAGGAGGAACGGGGAGAGGAGGAGGAAGCAGAGGGGGGAGAAGAAGCAACAAAGUCUCCCCCAGCAGAAGAGGCUGCAUCCCCAGAGAAGGAGGCCAAGUCUCCAGAGCAGGAAGAGGCCAAGUCACCAGCCAAGACCCCCAUGAAAGAAGAAGCAAAAUCGCCAGCUGAGGUAAAGUCCCCUGAGCAGGCCAAGUCCCCAGUUAAGGAAGAGGCUAAGUCCCCAGCAAAGGAGGAAGCCAAGUCCCCAGAUGAGGUCAAGUCCCCAGAGAAGGCCAAGUCCCCAGCAAAGGAGGAAGCCAAGUCCCCAGAUGAGGUCAAGUCCCCAGAGAAGGCCAAGUCCCCAGCAAAGGAGGAAGCCAAGUCCCCAACUGAGGUCAAGUCCCCAGAGAAGGCCAAGUCCCCAGUGAAGGAAGAAGCAAAAUCGCCAUCUGAGGUCAAGUCCCCUGAAAAGGCCAGGUCUCCGACGAAGGAAGAAGCUAAGUCCCCCGAGAAGGCCAAGACUCUUGAUGUGAAGUCCCCAGGAGCCAAGACCCCAGUGAAGGAGGAAGUAAGGUCCCCCGCAGACAUCAAAUCACCCCUAAAGCCCAAAAGUCCUAGCAAGGAGGAGGUCAAGUCCCCGGAGAAGGUCAAGUCUCCCGUGAAGGAGGAGGCCAAGGCUCCUGAGAAGGUCUCAAAGAAGGAAGAGGCGAAGUCCCCCAUGAAGGAAGACGAGAAACCCCAGGAGGUGAAAGUCAAAGAGCCACCAAAGAAGGGAGAGGAAGAGAAAGCUCCAGCCACGCCCAAAACUGAGAAGGAUAGCAAGAAAGAUGAGGUGCCCAAGAAGGAGGCUCCCAAGCCCGAGGUCCAGGAGAAGCCCAAAGAAUCCGUAGCUGAAGCCAAGAAGGAAGAGGCUGAGGGUAAGAAAAAAGCAGCGACUCCAGAGAAGGAGGCUCCUGCCAAGGAGAAGGAAGAGGCGAAAGCCAAAGAGAAGACCGAGGUGGACAAGAAGGAACCAGGUGAUGCCACGGCCAAAGGACCCAGCAAAGCAGCGGAGAAGGGGCCAGAAAAGCCAAAGAAGGAAGAGACGUCGGCAGCACCCGACAAAAAAGAUGCCAAGGAGGAGAAGGCCACAGAGGCCAAGAAGCCGGAGGAGAAACCCAAACCGGAGGCCCGAGCCAAGGAAGAGCCCAGCAAGGAGGCCCCCGCACCCAGCAAAGCCAAGACGGAAAAGGCUGAGAAGUCCUCUAGCACAGACCACAAAGACAGCAGGCCUCCAGAGAAGGCCACAGGAGACAAGGCCGCCCAGGGGGAGAAGUAAAGAGGGAGACAGGAGCAUCCGGAGCAUCCAAAGAAACUCAGGAGGGUCUGGGAGUCCGAGGGUCGGCAUAAUCAAUUUUCAUUUUUUUCUCCCUUCUCUUUAUAGAAGAAACUGCUUAGCUGGUGGGGCUCUCCCUCACCAAACAAGACGUUGUUAGCAAUAUGUUACCAAGGAAGGGCACUCCCCACCCUGCCCCCGUACCCCGAGCCCUCCCCAGGCGAUGGACCAUUAUGUUAUGAUAGCUUAUGUAGCGGAAUGUGAUAUAUGCCGAAUGCCACACUAAACACUUGACUGUAAAAACUGCCCCCCUCCUUUCCAAAUAAGUGCAUUUAUUUCCUGUAUGUGCAACUGACAGAUGACCGCAGUAAUGAAUGAGCAGUUAGAAACACAUUAUGCUUGAGAUGUCUUAACCUAUUCCCAAAUGCCUUCUGUUUUCCAAAGGAGUGGUCAGGCCCUUGCCCAGAGCUCGCUCCCCUGGAAGAGCCCGAGUGGGUGAGGCUGGGCACUGAACCAUGCCAGGGCGCACUUUUCCACCGGAGACCACUUUCAAUUGCUUCUGUGCAAUAAAAACAAGUGCUUAUGAAAUGAGCUGCUGCUGUUAUCUAUUCCUUCCCUCGCAGGCCAGGGGACAGAACCAAGGGAGGUUUGGAUGUCACAAGACGACACAGGACUGAGCAAGCAUCAGGGGUCUCGAGAUUCUGGGACCAGUUACAUGGCCUCUCUUGUAUUUUUUCCUGAGCACAAACCAUGUGCCAGGCAGUGUUCGAGAUGCUUUAUUUUUAUGAUCUUACAGACAGGUGGCCUGGUGCAUGGCUUAUGGAUCACCUACAUUGGCAUCAUCUGGGAGCUUUAUACAAAGGCUUGAUUCCAACUUUAGAUCUGUCAUUAACCCUUGUUCUGGGAGUUGCUUCUUUCCCUGCCCCAACCAGAUGCUUCUUAGCCACUUCAGGAUAUUACAGGUGAUGUAACCUAUAGUCUUAAGCACUAUUAUGGAUUGCUAUCACAGACUAGAGACUGAGGAGACAUGAUGACUCAAUGCAGUGUGGUGUCCUGGAUCCCAGAACACUAGUAGAGAAACUAGUGGACAGCCAUUAGUCUGUAGUUCACGUAAUAGUAAUGUACCAACAUUAAUCUCUUAGUUGUGACACAUGUA